ACAGUCCGGACAGCAACAGGUAAGCUGCUCUUCACUAGCUGACACUAGUUCUGUCCAGUGGUCGUUAAAGAGGCGAAAACACCCAAUAUACCCGCACGGCUCGGCGACGUACUGCGAAUCACAGCAUGCUCGGACAAGUUCUCCCCGAGGACCAGAUUUACUCCUAGAAGGUUUUUGAAGAAGUUUUAACAUUGUCUGUGAAGCUCGGAGCGAGCGAAGUAACCAAUUGCAGCGGUUGAGCUGGAUGCGAGAGACGAACGUGGAAGAUUUCUGUGCACCGAUUCAUUUGCAUCCUUGGAAGCAGAGCUUCCUUAGCUUUUGCAAUAGCAACCCCUUGCAGGGAUACAGAAAACUGAAAGGUUUGACUAGGAAUCAGGGCAGACAGCAGACCAGUCCACCGUGACCGCGAUGCCGUCCAACAAGUACGCAACUAUCACGGAGGAGGGCAACGACAUGGCGGCCACCGCGGCAGUGAAUGCUGACACAGCGACGCCCGACAUCCUGUCAGAGAAUGACUGCCAUGUGAAGCUGACCAAUGAGAACAGCCCUCUGGCGGCCGCGGAACCGCCCUCCCCCUUCAGUCCCAAACACAACGGAGAUGCCGCCUCGCCGCAAGAUAACCAGUGUCCAGGAGGAGGUCGGAAGAGGAAGAGGAAGAGCGCAGAGACCGAGAACAGCUGGGACUCCUCCUACAGCCAGGAUAAGAGCCCAGAGGUGGCUGCCAGUCCUCCGUCAGGUCCUCCGUUGAGUCUCAGACAGACCCCUCGUCCCAGGAUCAUCUACCAGGCAGGCCUCACUGCCGGGACCCCCAACAAGACCCGCAGACACCACCCCAAAUCGCACAUACACACACCUCAGGCCCCAAACCCAGAGGUGAUGGAGGCUGACUCCAAGGACUCAGCCAGAGCACCACCACCACCAGCAGCAGCAGCCAUCCGUCCCGGUUGUCAGGACAACAAGGGUUUCGGCAUCGGGGAGCUGGUGUGGGGGAAGAUCAAGGGCUUCUCCUGGUGGCCCGGCAUGGUGGUGACGUGGCGCGCCACCAGCAAGCGGCAGGCCACCCACGGCAUGCGCUGGCUGCAGUGGUUCGGAGACGGCAAGUUCUCAGAGGUGAGCGGGCGAAUCAGAAUGGAGAGGGUGUGUGUGUGUGGGGGGGUGGGGGGGGUACCGUUGACUGAUAGCGUUCCACUAUUAUUACUAUUACUACUACUAUUACUACUACUACUACUACUACUUCUGCUUUUACUUCUACUCACUAUUUAUCUUGACAACUGGAUAGAAGGGGCAUUAGCGGCGGCAUUGCAGCAUCGGGGCGGUGGGGGGGAAUCGACCAACCACCAGCCCUUUGGUGUCUCCCACUCACGGCCCCCCGCGUCCCUCUCUGGUGUCUCCCAGGAGAAGCCGCGGAUCUACGCUGCUGUCCCCGCAGAGCAGAGACGGCCCAUCAGAGUGCUGUCUCUGUUUGACGGCAUCGCCACCGGCUACCUGGUCCUGAGAGAUCUGGGCUUCAAGGUGGACCAGUACGUGGCGUCGGAGGUGUGCGAGGACUCCAUCUCGGUGGGUGUGGUGCGGCAUGAAGGGAAGAUCCAGUACGUCCACGAUGUCCGCAACAUCACCCGGAAAAAUAUUGAAGAGUGGGGGCCCUUUGACCUGGUGAUCGGGGGAAGCCCCUGUAACGACCUGUCAAUCGUCAACCCAGCCAGGAAGGGACUCUACGAAGGAACGGGGCGACUGUUCUUCGAGUUCUACCGCCUGUUGAGUGAGGCCCGACCGAAGGAGGGCGAUAACCGCCCCUUUUUCUGGAUGUUUGAGAACGUUGUUGCUAUGGGAGUGAACGACAAGAGGGACAUUUCACGCUUCCUGGAGUGUAACCCAGUCAUGAUCGAUGCUAUUGAUGUUUCUGCCGCCCAUCGAGCCCGCUACUUCUGGGGAAAUCUGCCGUGUAUGAACAGGCCCCUCUGUGCGUCUGGGAUGGACAAGUUGGAGCUGCAGGACUGUCUUGAACACGGCAGGGUGGCCAAGUUUGGGAAGGUUCGUACUAUCACGACCCGUUCUAACUCCAUCAAGCAGGGGAAGGACCAGCACUUCCCAGUCAUGAUGAAUGGGAAGGAGGACAUCCUGUGGUGCACGGAGCUGGAGAGGAUCUUCGGGUUCCCCGUCCACUACACCGACGUGUCUAACAUGGGCCGCAGCGCACGGCAGAAGCUACUGGGCCGGUCCUGGAGUGUGCCGGUCAUCAGGCACCUGUUUGCACCCCUCAAAGACUAUUUUGCCUGUGAAUAGACCAAACUGAGCCCCAAACGGUUCUCUGAGCAAACACGUAUACCAGCAGACACAUUCCCACGCACACAUUACUACACUAUUCCCAUCACUACACAGCACAGUAUUAAAUACUAGAAGAGUACUGAGUCAAGUACUGUUAAGCUCAGCAGAGUGGCAUCAUUUAAACUGAAAAGAGAAUUGAUUGAGGAAGUGGGGAGGAAGAGUGCUAAAUCUCCUUUGGAGUAAUACCAACAUCCCUUUUGUCCUGCUUUCUCGUUGGCUUCUCCUUCCGUCUCUUGAGUUAUAUAUUGGGGAUCAUGAUCAAAUGAUGGCCAUCUUUAACCUUUUGCAGACAGAAUUAUACAAUUUUACACUGUCUUUACAUUUAGCGAA
Molecule: messenger RNA, 2655 nt
Organism: Gadus macrocephalus (Pacific cod)
Lineage: Eukaryota; Metazoa; Chordata; Actinopteri; Gadiformes; Gadidae
Gene: dnmt3bb.1
Product: DNA (cytosine-5-)-methyltransferase 3 beta, duplicate b.1
Exons: 17
Coding region: 409-2283 (624 amino acids)
Biological process (GO): negative regulation of transcription by RNA polymerase II
Cellular component (GO): nucleus
Molecular function (GO): DNA (cytosine-5-)-methyltransferase activity, acting on CpG substrates; DNA binding
Source: RefSeq, a predicted model, not a curated record